AUGGUUGGAUCAGCAGGCAGAGCGAUAGGGAUUGAUUUAGGAACAACAUAUUCAUGUGUUGGUGUAUGGCAAGAUGGUCGUGUUGAGAUUAUCCCUAAUGAUCAAGGAAAUAGAACUACUCCUUCUUAUGUUGGUUUUACUGAUACUCACCGUUUCGUCGGUGAUGCUGCAAAGAAUCAAGUUACUAUGAACCCUAUUAACACUGUUUUCGAUGCGAAACGUUUAAUAGGUAGAAAAAUCAAUGAUACCUCUGUUCAGAGUGAUAUCAAACUAUGGCCUUUCAAAGUGGUUGGUGGAGCAGACAACAGACCAAUGAUUCAAGUCAAGUACAAGGGUAAGGAUAAAACGUUAUCAGCUGAGGAGAUUUCAUCCAUGGUUCUUACUAAGAUGAGAGAAACAGCGGAAGCUUAUCUUGGCUCAACUGUUAAGGAUGCUGUUAUCACAGUCCCGGCCUACUUUAAUGAUUCGCAGCGUCAAGCUACUAAAGAUGCUGGUAUAAUUGCUGGCCUUAAUGUACUGCGAAUCAUCAAUGAACCAACAGCGGCAGGAAUUGCUUACGGUCUUGAUAAGAAGGAUACCACUAUUAAGAAUCCAGAGGCGACCAUUGUUGUUGGAGAGAACGUUCUUAUCUUUGAUCUUGGUGGUGGUACUUUUGAUGUUUCGAUACUCAACAUCAAAGAGGGUAUCUUUGAAGUCAAGGCCACAGCUGGAGAUACCCAUCUGGGAGGAGAGGAUUUCAAUAACAGAAUGGUCGAUCACUUUGUUCAAGAGUUUAAAAAGAAGCACAACAAGGACAUCAGUGGAAAUCCAAAGGCUCUUGGGAAGCUGAGAACAUCUUGUGAGAGGGCAAAGAGAAAUCUGUCGUCCACUACCCAAACAAUUAUUGAGAUUGAUUCAUUGUAUGAAGGUGUUGAUUUUCAUGCAUCUAUUACUCGUGCUCAAUUCGAAGAGUUGAACAUGGAUUUGUUCAAGAAAUGUAUGGAACCUGUUGAGCUGUGUUUGACGGAUGCUAAGAUAGACAAGAACAACAUUCACGAAAUUGUGCUCGUAGGUGGAUCUACCAGGAUUCUCAAGGUGCAGUCUCUAUUGCGGGAUUUCUUUGACGGUAAGGAACUCUGCAAGAACAUCAACCCUGAUGAAGCUGUGGCUCAUGGUGCUGCAGUGCAAGCUGCUAUUUUGAGUGGUGAGGGUAUCGAAAACAUGCAGGACUUUUCAUUGUUGGAUGUCACCCCUCUUUCACUUGGUAUCAAGACAAUUGGAGGUGUUAUGAGUGUGGUAGUCCCAAAGAACACGCCCAUUCCAACCAAGAAACAAAAGGGCUACACUACAAGCGAGGACGAUCAAACUAGAGUGAGGUUUUCGGUGUAUGAGGGUGAAAGAAUCAGUACUAGAGACAAUUACUUGUUGGGUGAAUUCUUGUUAAAUGGAGUUCUUCCAGCACCUCGUCGUGUUGCUAAGCUGACAGCAUAUUUUGAUAUUGAUGCUGACGGUAUUUCGACUGUGUCUGCCGAGGACGAGAAAUCUGGGAGCAAAAAUAUGAUUACGAUUACAAAUAACAAGGAAAGGUUGUCGUCCUCUGAGAUUCAGAGGUUGGUUCUAGAGGCUGAGGAAUACAAGUCAGAAGAUCAAAAACACAAAGAGUUGAGAAACUCCUUUGAGAUGUAUGCAUUAAAGAUGAGGAACAUGGUCGAUAAUAGCGGAGGGAUGCUAUCAUCAGAUGAGGAGAAGAAGAUUGAGAAUGCAGUCUACAAUGCCCUUCAGUGGUUGGAUAGCAAUGAAUUCAGCAAAAUAGACGACAUCAACAGCAACAUGAAGGCACUACAGAAGGUAUGCGACCCUAUUAUAGAUAAGCUGUAUCAGCCGGGUGGUAUUGAUAAUUUUCCUACAACAAUUCAGAAAAUCCGGAAUAUUUUGAGAUGUUUACCUUUCUUUUAA
Papaver somniferum (opium poppy) is the source of this 1935-nucleotide messenger RNA. Its product is annotated as heat shock 70 kDa protein 18-like. The transcript is spliced from 2 exons. NCBI's taxonomy places the organism in Eukaryota, Viridiplantae, Streptophyta, Magnoliopsida, Ranunculales, Papaveraceae. The record is from RefSeq and is a predicted model, not a curated record. The coding region runs from base 1 to 1935 and encodes 644 amino acids. Gene Ontology annotation, biological process: protein refolding; cellular response to unfolded protein. Gene Ontology annotation, cellular component: cytoplasm. Gene Ontology annotation, molecular function: misfolded protein binding; ATP hydrolysis activity; ATP binding.